This is a messenger RNA of Exophiala oligosperma, 1485 nucleotides long. RefSeq lists its product as uncharacterized. Gene Ontology annotation, molecular function: catalytic activity. Bases 1 to 1485 code for a protein of 494 amino acids. The record is from RefSeq and is a predicted model, not a curated record. NCBI's taxonomy places the organism in Eukaryota, Fungi, Ascomycota, Eurotiomycetes, Chaetothyriales, Herpotrichiellaceae. The transcript has a single exon.
AUGGCGCUCGACCGAUCAAGUUUCACCGCGUUUGAUACAGUGAGGCAUGCGUGGAAAACUCUCGGGCUUCCACCUCCUGCCUUGACGAGUUUGUCCCUCACUGGAGAAGGCCUAGGACUGCCCUCGUCCUUCAAAAUCGGUCAUUUGGCUCAAGCGUCCAUCGGACUCUCUGGACUGACCGCCGCCCUAAUCAAUGCGCAACGAACCGGCAAGCCCGUGCCACAGGUGACGGUCCCGCUUCAACACGCAGUGAUUGAAUUCAAGUCUGAACGGUUCUACUUGCUGGACAAGAAAUCUUACUCGGCGUGGGGACCGGUCGGAGGUCUGCAUGCUUGUUCGGACGGCUAUGUACGGGCCCAUGACAGCUUCCCGCACCACAGGAACGGCCUUGUUAAAUUGUUGUUGGGAUAUGAGCGCUCACCACCACCUACCAGGGCACAGGUGGGCGAGGCGAUAUCUCCUUGGAGGUCGAUCGAUCUCGAGACUGCCGCCGCCGACAAUGGAUUCGUCAUUGCUGCUUUACGAUCGUACAAACAAUGGGACGUCACUCCACAGGCCCAGGCCGUUUCCGAUCAACCCAUAACGAUCACGAAGAUUCUGUCCCAGAAGGCUCCUAUUGGCCUCCCUCGCCACAUUGGCACCACCACCACCACCACCACCACCGGCAGAGAAGACAAAAACAAAUGCCUACGUGGGGUCAGAGUGGUCGACAUGACUCGUGUCAUUGCAGGACCUGUCGCUGGGAAGACGCUCGCGGCACACGGAGCAGAAGUGUUGUGGGUGACCAGUCCAAACCUACCGGACCUGCCAGAACUCGAUCGAGACUUGGCCAGGGGAAAGAGAACAGUACAACUAGACGUCCGAAACCCAGAGGACCUCGAAGCUCUGAUGAACCUCCUGGAAGAUGCCGAUGUGCUCCUCCAAAGCUACCGCCCUGGAAGUCUGGGUGGGUUAGGUAUCACGGAAGAGGCGAUCCUCCGUCGACGUAAAGGCCGCCCGAUAGUCAUUGCCAACCUCUCUUGCUUCGGCACGGCGGGACCCUGGAAACACAGACGAGGCUUCGAUUCGAUCGUACAAGCGUGCUCUGGUAUGAAUGUAUCCGAGGCGGAGCACCACGGGAAAGGAGAGGCCGCUAAGCCCUUGCCAUGUCAAGCCCUCGACCACGCCAGCGGUUAUUUCCUAGCUUCUGGCAUCAUGGCCAGUCUCUAUCGCGCGUGGACGGAAGGUGGCUCGUACAGAGUCGACGUCAGCUUGGCUGGGACCAUGAAAUACCUCCGCAGCCUCGGCCAGUUUCCUGGAGAUUCGGGUUUCGAGACGAGUGAUUACGAGAAGUCGGAGGACGUCCCUGAAGAAUAUUUCGAAACACGUCCUUCGGGAUUUGGAGAGCUCCGGGCUAUCAAGCAUUCGGUGAGGAUUGAUGGCGCGGAAGUCAGCUGGGAUAUAAUGCCACAGCCGCUUGGGAGCCAUAAACCCAAGUGGCAAUGA